AUGGCUUCGCCCUCAGCCACAGACUCUCCAGAAAAGGAGAGCACCGAUGUCCCCGAGGUGACGCAAACAGAGACGAGAGUGGCCGUGUCGCGACUCCGGGCUAAGAACACAGCGCCCGGACCCGACGGAGUUCCUGGUCGAGCUCUCGUCCUGGCUCUGAAGGAGCUAGAGCCCCAGCUGAGGGGGCUCUUCACGGCAUGUCUCGAGCAGGGUCAGUUUGCCAGUGUGUGGAAGGAGGGCAGGCUGGUCCUGCUCAGGAAGGAGGGGCGCCCCGCGGACUCACCGUCCGCGUACCGGCCCCUAGUGAUGCUCGACGAGGCGGGCAAACUUUUUGAGCGUAUCAUCGCAGAUCGCCUCGUCAGCCACUUGUGCAGAGAGGGGCCGGACCUGGAUGACAACCAGUUUGGUUUUCGUCGUGGGCGCUCCACCAUAGACGCUAUUACGCGCGUGAGGGCCCUGGCGGAGGAGACAGUAUCCCGGGGUGGGGUGGUGCUGGCGGUGUCCUUAGAUAUCUCCAACGCCUUCAACACCCUACCCUGGAGUUGUAUUCGGGAGGCACUGAAUUACCAUCGCGUGCCUCCCUACCUCCGCCGCACAAUAGGGGCUUACCUUGAGGAGAGAUGCGUUACCUAUUGGCGACGUGACGGCGCUGGUCGGCGCGUCAUGUCGUGCGGUGUUCCGCAGAGAUCGGUCUUGGGACCGCUCCUGUGGAACAUCGGCUACGACUGGGUGCUGAGAGGUGAACUCCCGUCGGGCGCCGACUUGACGUGUUAUGCGGACGACACGCUCGUCACUGCCCGCGGGAGUUCGCACAGGGAAGCAGCGUUGGUUGCCACGGCUGCGAUGUCACAACGCUCGAGUCAAACCGCCCAGGAAUUAAAUUCGUUCGCUAUUAAGUUGCAAAAUAUAGUAUGCAUAAUGAAGAACGUCGACGGCAAGGGAUACUUACAAAAUCCGAUGCUAACUAGGGAGGUCAUGAGUAAGCUUAGCCCUUAG
Parnassius mnemosyne (clouded apollo) is the source of this 996-nucleotide messenger RNA. NCBI's taxonomy places the organism in Eukaryota, Metazoa, Arthropoda, Insecta, Lepidoptera, Papilionidae. The record is from the annotation of a GenBank genome assembly.